AUGGAUAUCAAUUCCACUCAACAGACUGUGAUGGCUCCAAACGAUUCCCACGGUAUUGACCACAACGAGCCGUCUGAAGAGCUCGAGCUCCCACCUCUGCCUCAACCUUUGUCUCCAGCCAACACCACUGAAAAUCUUUCACCGAACGCAACAUUUUCAUCCUGGGUUAAUGCUCCAAAGGACUCUCCGUCCUUGGUCGCCAAUGAGUUCUUGGCUUCGACUGCGCCUCAAACUGGACCACACCGAGUUGGUAUCACACGACCUGCAAGACAAAGCAGCCCUCUCAAGCCCACUGUUCGAUCGGGAGCCGCCAGUCGUUCCCCUAACACCCAACCGGCGGCUGGCUUAGAGCAGCAGCUUACUGCUUUCUUUGAUCCAGCAGCUCGGGAGAAGCGUGACAGGGAUAACAGCAUGACCGCCUUCUAUGCUAUGCAGCUGUGA
Puccinia triticina is the source of this 441-nucleotide messenger RNA. RefSeq lists its product as uncharacterized. The record is from RefSeq and is a predicted model, not a curated record. The coding region runs from base 1 to 441 and encodes 146 amino acids. Lineage: Eukaryota; Fungi; Basidiomycota; Pucciniomycetes; Pucciniales; Pucciniaceae. The transcript has a single exon.